AUGGCAAAUAAUCUUGGCAGAAUUUCGAGAUCUCCGUUAACGAAGCAUCCUUUAGAAUUUUUAUUUGGAACCUGGCGAGGACAUGGAAAAGGGGAAUUUGCAGGAAUUGAUGAUUUUACUUAUAAUGAAGAAAUAACCAUUUAUCCUGACGAAGCGAAAAGAGGAUGGUUAUAUUAUAGACAGAAAACAACAAAUCCUGCAAAAAACAAUGCAAAUUUUCAUAGUGAAGUUGGAUAUAUUAGAAUGCCAGGAAUGAAAGAUAAAGCACCUCAUGUUACGGAAUAUUCGAGGUAA
This is a messenger RNA of Diversispora eburnea, 294 nucleotides long. The record is from the annotation of a GenBank genome assembly. Lineage: Eukaryota; Fungi; Glomeromycota; Glomeromycetes; Diversisporales; Diversisporaceae.